AUGGCUGAGCAUUACCGGAACGAGAGGGACUAUUUCAAGUCCGCCCUUUCCCAGCAGCCCGGCGCUGAGCAGCACUACGAGAGGCCUCCGUCACCUUGCCUCCGGCGAUCAUCCUCCGCAACUUCGCCAUCCUCGACUAGUGUCAAUUCUGCAGGGUCUCUGGUUCCAGGCAAGGCCGACGACCUUUGCUUUGACGCCGUGGGAAACCGAACUUCCGUUACCUCCACUGUGGAUGAGGAGGCAACUCUCUCCCCAGUCACACCCGCUCCAGCCAACAUGGAACGGUCGCCGCUACCCUCCGCCGAUAAGUGGCCGUCGCAAUCUUCCAAUAGACUUUACACUAUGACGCGGCUCAAACGCGACGGUAACGCCGUCCUCAUACACCCAGACCUGUGGGGAAUCCUAUUAACCGACCCGGGGCGUGAAGAUGAUUGGGUAAUACCCAAUACUGAGGGAGGAGACAUCUGUCGGCUUAGCUACUUUGAAGUAGCCUCCCGUGCGAGUCUGAUCCAAGCAUGUGGUCGGCGGUACCAAGCUUGGGCGGCUAAUACGGUCGUGGAGCAAAUGCAGCUACUGGCGUGGAAGGAACUGGGCCAGAAGGACAUAUUGAUCGACCGACGUCGCCUCUGCGAGCUGAUUGUGCUGGUCUACAAGAGAGUUCAAAUAUGGAUGAUUUUAGAUAAUUUAGUUGCCACUGGGAAGUUUUUGUACUUUGGGCAGAGCACGUACGUUCUGAUAUUGAGCACUGGCAUCGCCCAUGUGUCUAUGGCGGAAUGGUUCGAAAACAAGGUUGAGAUUAAAGAGGUCGAAGAAUGACUUCACUCAAAGUCACCCAGAACCGGACCGCGCCAGGUCUGUAUCGACGGCAGAGCGCGAACCCACAACGGCGCCAGAGCCCACGGCGGCGGAAAGGGGUGGGCUUAGAAGGAUAGCACCGCUCUUUGCAGCUCCAACGCCCUUGAUCACUAUGUACAAGAUAUAGAGAUGACGCCACCGGCGAGGAGAUUCAAGUAAGGGUUGGG
Molecule: messenger RNA, 1022 nt
Organism: Trematosphaeria pertusa
Lineage: Eukaryota; Fungi; Ascomycota; Dothideomycetes; Pleosporales; Trematosphaeriaceae
Exons: 3
Coding region: 1-816 (271 amino acids)
Source: RefSeq, a predicted model, not a curated record